AUGGUUCGAGUUUAUACCCAAAAACUGGCAUCGUAUAAUGUGUAUGUUCCUGGUACAGUUGUUGAAUCUAUUGAUCUGAAUUGUGAUGCAGUACUCACUGGCGGACGUGAAUUUCAAAAGUACAAAUACUGGGACUUUCAAUAUCACUUCAUCGAGAAUGAGUUAUUUCACUCUGGCAACAUCUGCGCAACAAUUCAGAAAUACUUCGUUUUUCAAAAUGAACCUCUAUCGAAAGAAGAAGCCGAUUAUCCACUAUCUUAUGGAUUUCUCAUCUAUAGAGACAUUGUGCAGUGCGACUGCAUCGACGAAUUUCCAAUAGUGAAAACGGUAGAGAGGGAGGCAAUGGAUGUUGAGCGUCUCGGAAAGAAUUGGACGCCUCGUCAAAAAGCUUCUGAUCACACAGCCGUCCUUUUCAAAAGUCACGGUUUGUUUCUGGAUUGUGAAGUAAUGGAACGAACACGUGCUCCGAAAACUACGUGCUGUCGUGCACCUUUCCACUUUGCUCAGGCUCGUCAGUUGCCCCAUUCAGCAACCGCCAUCUAA
Molecule: messenger RNA, 543 nt
Organism: Haemonchus placei
Lineage: Eukaryota; Metazoa; Nematoda; Chromadorea; Rhabditida; Trichostrongylidae
Source: the annotation of a GenBank genome assembly